AUGACGUCAUCAAUGGUGUCAGUGACCAGCACGGCCAAUGACAUCACCAGUGACAUCAUCAACGUGGCCAAUGACAUCACCAAUGGCAUCGAUGACGUCAUCAUCACGACCAGCAUGGCUGAUGAUGUCAUCAAUGACAUCACCAACAUGGCCAGUGACGUCAUCCACACCACCAAUGUGGUCCAUGACGUCAUCAGUGACAUCACCGACACGGUCGAUGACGUCAUCAGAGGCAGCUGUGACAUCAUCGCCAAGACCGGCACGGCCGAUGACGUCGUCGAUGGCACCGGUGUGGACAGUGAUGUCAUCGAUGACGUCACCAACACGUCCAAUGACAUCAUCAAUGGAACCAACACGGCCCAUGACAUCACCAGUGACAUCAUCAGCGUGGCCAAUGACGUCAUCAAUAGCGUUGGCGGGGUCAGUGACAUCAUCAGCAGCACCAAUGUGGUCAGUGACGUCAUUGAUGAUGUCACCGACACGGCCAAUGAUGUCAUCAAUGGCACCAACAUGACCACUGAUGACGUCAUCAAUGACAUCAUCAAUGUGGCCAGUGACGUCAUCAACACCACCAGUGUGGUCAAUGACAUCAUCAGCGACAUCACCAACAUGGCCAAUGACAUCAUCAAUGAUGUCAGUGACGUCACCAGCGAGACCAGCACCGCCGAUGACGUCAUCAAUGACAUCAUCACCAAUGGUACCAGUGACGUCAUCACCAAGACCAGCACGGCCGAUGACAUCACCAAUGACGUCAUCGACUUGGCCAAUUACGUCAUCACCACCACUGAUGUGCUCAAUGACAUCACCAGUGACAUCACCAGCAGAGCCAAUGACAUCACCAAUGACAUCAGCGUGGCCAGUGACGUCAUCACCGAGACCAGCACGGCCGAUGACGUCAUCAUGGCCAAUGACAUCAUCAAUGACACCGAUGACGUCAUCAACAGCACCAGUGUGGCCGCCGACGUCAUCAAUGACAUCAUCGACACGGCCAAUGACAUCACCGCCAGGGUUGGCACGAGUGAUGACAUCAUCAACAGCCCCGAUGACGUCACAGGC
Mesitornis unicolor (brown roatelo) is the source of this 1056-nucleotide messenger RNA. RefSeq names its product coiled-coil domain-containing protein 1-like. The transcript is spliced from 2 exons. The annotation marks the transcript as partial. NCBI's taxonomy places the organism in Eukaryota, Metazoa, Chordata, Aves, Mesitornithiformes, Mesitornithidae. The record is from RefSeq and is a predicted model, not a curated record.